GCCCUGCCGGGAAAGUUGCCGCAGCGCCUCUGCCGCCGCCGCCCCGCGCCCGCGCCUGUACCCGUACCCGGCACCCGCACCCCGCUGUCACCCCGCAGCAGCAGCAGCAGCAGCAGCAGUAGUAGCGGCACCCCGGGCGGGCGGGUCCGCGGGACAGGGCGGCAGCGAUCCCGCACCCGGCUGCCCGGCUCCCUCCCCGCAUGCGGCGCCGCUGAGCGGAGCAGCCCAUGGGGGCGGGCGCGGGCGCGGGGCGGCCCGUCCGGCACCCGCGUGGGCAGGGGCAGGGGUACGGGCAGGGGCACGGGGGCGCGGCGAGCCUGAGCCCGGCGCCGCUGCAGGUUUGAAAGAACAGAAAUCUGUACAACACGCAAGAAUCGGGCUUUCAAAAUGGAAUUCCAGUUUGCCCUCCUUUUCAUAGGGAUAAUUGCCUUUUCUGACUCGGCAAGAGGUCCCCCCAGAAUUGCUGAUAAGGUGAUCCAUCGGCAAUCAGUACGAUUAGGCAGAACCAUCAAGCUCCUGUGCCCGGUGGAAGGUGACCCACCCCCUCUCACUAUGUGGAUGAAGGAUGGGCGGACGAUCCACAGCGGCUGGACGCGGUUCCGAGUCCUGCAACAAGGGUUGAAGAUCAAGGAGGUGGAAAGUGAUGACGCGGGGACGUACAUCUGCAAGGCCACCAACGGCUUCGGCAGCAUGAAUGUGAACUACACGCUCAUUGUGAUUGAUGAUGCCAGCUCAGGAAAGGACAGCCAGGUACCUGAAGGCUCCAAUGGAGAAUAUGAAGACCAUUCUGGAAAGCAGUGGGCCCGGCCCAGGUUCACACAACCUGCCAAGAUGAGGCGGAGAGUGAUUGCACGUCCUGUUGGGAGCUCCGUCCGCCUGAAAUGUGUUGCCAGCGGGAACCCUCGACCUGACAUUACCUGGCUGAAGGACAAUAAGCCCCUCACCCCACAGGAGAUUGGGGAGAACAAGAAAAAGAAAUGGACACUAAAUUUGAAGAACUUGAAGCCAGAGGACAGUGGAAAAUACACGUGCCGAGUGUUCAACAGAGUUGGGGAAAUUAAUGCAACGUACAAAGUUGAAGUAAUCCAGAGGACGAGGUCCAAGCCCAUCCUCACGGGAACGCAUCCCGUGAACACCACAGUAGAUUAUGGUGGGACCACCUCGUUCCAGUGCAAGGUCCGCAGCGACGUCAAGCCUGUCAUCCAGUGGCUGAAGAGGGUAGAGUAUGGCACUGAGAACAAGUACAAUUCCACCAUCGAUGUUGGGGGGCAGAAGUUCGUCGUGCUGCCCACUGGGGAGGUCUGGUCCCGUCCCGAUGGCUCCUACUUAAACAAACUGAUGAUAACACGAGCCAAGGAAGAGGAUGCUGGCAUGUACAUCUGCCUGGGGGCAAACACGAUGGGAUACAGCUUUCGCAGUGCUUUCCUCACGGUGUUACCAGAUCCUAAGCCACCCAGCGCACCCGUUGCUCCUUCUUCUGCCAGCAGCCUCCCAUGGCCAGUAAUCAUUGGGAUACCUGCUGGAGCAGUCUUCAUCUUCGGGACAAUCCUCCUGUGGCUGUGUCAAACCAAGAAGAAGCCAUGCUCUCCCCCAGCCGCAGCCCCAGUGCACAGACCCCAGCCCAGAGACAGGAUCUGUGUCCCCCAGGUUCCCGAUAAAGACUGCAUCUCCUCCAUAAACUAUGAGGAAUAUGUAGCUCAGCAGCAGCAUUUGCUGUCUCAAGGACCUGCAUUGGCCCCAGCCAUGGCAUCCAAAAUGUACCCAAAGAUUUACACGGACAUCCACACUCACACUCACUCACACGUGGAAGGUAAAGUUCAUCAGCAUCAGCACAUUCAUUACCAGUGUUAAAGGGCCAUCCUGUUCAGUAGCUACCUUGUGCUUUUUUUCUCACGGUACCUCAAAAGAGACUGCUUCAAGUCAGCUUAAACUGCCAGCAAAAAAAGCAAAGCAGAAAAGAUAUAUAUAUAAAUAUAAAUAUAUAUAAAUAUCUAUAUUAAAAAAAAAAUAGAGAGCAAAAGAGAUACCUAUUACAAUUAGGAUGUAAAUGAGGAAUAAUGAAGGAAUUCCCAAUCUCAGCACAGAAGCAGCCAUUAAAAACAACAGAACCUUCUUGUAUUUUUAAGUCAAGAUGGCAACAGAUAAGGCAGGAAACUGUGACAUGAAACAUCCCCUCCUCUGUUGCAAUGCCAAAAGGGAGAAGAAGAAAAGGAGACCGCAACCCUAUUCCAGCUUGACAUCAGUCUUCCUGCCUCUGCCACAUACCACCUGUUUUUUGGUGCUAGGCUUAUCAGACUUUUUACUCUUGGGAACGUACAGAAGAGCCUUUUUACCUUAGCAUGACUGAAGCUAGAAAAUACCUGAGGUCGAGUGCCAAAGCACCAGGACACACAAUCAAGUGGCUUCUUCUGAAAGAACAAAAUAGAGCAAGAGUCUUUGGAGAAUACAUUGAUAUUUAAGAUGUGAAACGCCAAAUGCUUUUCAGCCACAGUCAUUUUGCCCAACAAUCAGUGAUAACUGAGCUAGCCAUUUCUGCAAAUCAAAGGUAUUGUGUUUUCCCCUCCGGGGUAUUUCUCACAGUCUUUUAACCUGCUCACCUCGUCCCAGUGCUAAACUUUACUGCCACUGCCAGGAAAACAAAGAAGGAAAGACAUUGUACAGAACAUCUUUAUAUUUAUAUUUAAGAAAUAAUAAUAAUAAUUAAUAAUAAUAAUUGAACUGUUGAAGGUCAAGAAAGCCAACCAUGCUGCCCUUCUCCGAUGCCGAUAGCUGUGAUUUUCAGUCUGAUGCUUGUGGCUUACAGUGACAAGCUACCAGAUUAAUUACGUCAAUGCAAAAUACAUGGAUAAGUAACAAAGAAAAAGAGAGAAAAAAAGUAAGAAAAUAAAAACUGUUUUGGGAAAGAAUGCAUUUGCUAAAUAUGCACCUAGGAUUGUGUGUGUUUUCCCCCCCCAGAUAAUGUUUUGCAGUUCAUCCAAACAACCUAACUUCAGUACCAUUUAUAUAACAGCAACAACAAACCAGAAAGGAAAAAAUAAAUCAAAGGACCAUACUAAAUGUCUAUAUGGACUAGAAAUACAUUCAAGCGCAAAUAUAAAACUUUUGUAAUUCUAUAUAGAGUUUAAACAGAAGUCAUGUAUAUUUAAUUUAUUUUGUUAAACAAGAAAAAAAUGUAUGAUAUUUUCCUCAAAACAGGCAUUUCUAUACAUAUUUUUGAUCCAAAUAAAGAUAAUUGGUUUUUUCCAGGUUCUUAUAGGUGACAUGCUCCAAAUAUAAACAGUGUAGCAUACAACAGUACUUUAUUUAAUCCAUUUGGACGUCAUAUAUUUAUAUGCAUUUUUGCAAUAGCCACGUGUAAUUUUCUAGCAGCAUCUCUGGCAUGGUGGGUGCCACUACUUCCAUUCAAAACUCUUCUGCCAUUUAAACCCAGGCCAGAAAGGCUUGCUGGGAACAGAUCAUUCUCUCUGCCCACCUUGUCUUCCCUCUCCCAGUAGCAAUCACCUGGGCCUGUAAGAACAUUUGUUUCACAAUUUACUUUAAAAAGUGGCUUGAUUAAUUUGUUUAACCACAGACCUGUGAUAGACUUAAUUCUAAUUGUAAUAGACUCCACUCUAAUUCUAGCUUUGAAAAGAAAUGUGAAACAUCACUAGAGACGUACGUUCAUACACUGAGCUUCUGUCUCUCAAUGUUUGGGGAGAAAAUGUUCCAGCCAAAUUCUGUUAUUCAUAAAAGCAGCUAAUAAACAUAAAAUGUUCAGUAGAGAUUCUGUUCACUACAGCAAGAAUAGUCGACACACGGUUCUGUGCAUCACAUAUUCCAUAUUAAGGGUUUACAGCUUGAUCCUACAAAGUAGGGCAGAGCUGCAUAAUUUUUUCCCCCCUAAAACCUCUUCCCACUGAACAAUGUAAAUUCAGCAACACAACAAUCUUUUGAAAAUGUGUCUUGGUUUUGCCAGCCGCUCAUAUGGAAAACAGCACAUUGAAAAAGUUAAAAAUAUUUCAGUUUUCCCCCCCAUAAAUAACUUUCUGCUUCAAUUCUUUUUUUUCAAUUAUAUUUAAAAAUAAUAAUAUUAACCCCCCACGCCCCCCUUAAAAUCGCAACAAAACAUUUCUUUUGACCCAAAGCAAAUUUUUCAGAAGUGUUUUAAGGGGGGCAGGGGUCAAAGCAGUUUGUAUUUUGAUUUCUGUAAUUGUCAUUAUCUGUAAGAGCUGAUGAUUUGCCCAGCCUCAGAGCCAAACACUCUGGCUCUGAUCAAGCAAAGCACAUAAACACCCACUUAAUUUUGUGAAUGUAGUUCCUAAUCCAAAAUCUCCACUGAGGCUAAUGCAAGUUUUUCUCUUAGGUUUUAGCAGCCUUUCAGUCAGACCUAUGAGUGGUCCCAUUCAAAUCAAUGGGACUACUCAGUUGCUUAGUUAAGCAUGUGCUUAAAUGCUUGCUGUAUCUACAGACUGCCGAUUGCCCAGUGCAAAGUCUUUUGUGGCCCUCUGCACUAUCAUGAAUUUGAGCCCCAAGCACCAUAAUGAUGACGCACUAAGGGAGCUGUAUUUUGCAUUUGUUCCCUGCACUGCCUUCCUGUUGAUUGUAAUGGGCACACUAUGGGUGGAGUGCAGAUUAUAAUGUCCCAUAUUCUGCAUUUACUGCAGAUAUUUUGAUGUUAGAGACCUGCACGGUCUAGCAAGUCAAAUACUUGCUCCUCUGGAGGAGAGCCCAGAAAGGCAGGGCUAAUAGACGGCCAUAGAGCUAAUGUUCUUAAGAGCUAAAUUGAGAUAUAUGAUGCCAUUGCAUAGGUCCUACUGAUGUCUGGCAAUCAUGCCCAAGCAUUCAGCAGCAUCAUUUAGCUAUGCUUACUGUUUUAUACAAGAGCUACCAGAUGAGGCAGUCAUAUUUUGAAAGCCUGUAUGCAGUUUCUUCGUACAUAACCUAUGUUUUAAGAAGCAGGCAUUUCCUUGAGAGGCUGGAAGAGCUAUAGCUAUUAUUGUGUCUGCCUCUCAUACAUGCCUAUGGGCAUAGACAAAAAGUAACAAUUUUCAGCUGAUCUGGCCACAGAAAGCAGUUUGUAACCAUAACCAAGCACAAGUACACAGCUGCAGCAGCUUCAAAAAUGGCCAGUUGGGUGUAAAUGUGAACCCCCAUUGCAUGAGCGGUCAGAUGAAGAUAUUUCAAAACAGAGCAUCUUCUGUAACUUCUGUCUGUGAUGUCUGCCAGCCUUAAGCUGUUUUCAGAAUGGGGGAGGGAAAGGAACAAAGGGAGUUCAGUCUGGAGGUUUUUCAACCCCUUCUGGAGGCUUGAGCAGGUGUAUUGGAGGCCCACCAAGGUGGAGGGGCUCCGAUACUCCCAUCUCACCCUCCAGCACUGACUUGGGAACCCCUAGGACAAGCUCCCUCUUCUCCUUUUCCCCCUUCCCAUUCUAAAACUUUACAGCCUCACAGAGAGGAGAGGCCAUUGCUAAGGGAAACUGGCUGCAGGCUCCCAGGCAGUAGCUAGAUUCUUUCCCCUCUGGAACCAACAGUGAACUUGUGUUUGCUCCAGUGAUUGCUGCAAGUCAGGACACUUCCUGCAAAGUCUUCUCAGUUACAGCAGGGAGCUGCACUUUUGUCUGCAUCCUAUGAGAAGCUUGGUAUUUUUACCACCAUAGCUAGGGACAGAAAUUGCAUAUAAACUGGUAUAAGUGAUUGAAAAGUGGUUCAGAUUUUUAACACAAGAAGAAAUUCAGGCACAUAAACCACUUUUAAAAUGGCCAGAACUGGUUUAAGAUAAACCUGGGUGGCUGUAGUAUGAGACUUAGGUUUAGGUUAAAUUGGUGUAUUAAACUUCUGUCCCAGAUCCCCUCCAGAUCUAACUCAACUCACAGUUCCCCAGCAUCCCAGGAUACUUUGCACCUCCUAUGCACCCCCCCCCCCCCGGGUGGGUGGUCUAGCCUUGGCCCAAGCUGUCUGCUCCAGCCAAGCAGGGAGGCAUGCUCCACCCCCACCCCCGGCUUCUGGCCUGGGCCACUGCAGGCAUGUAGCUGCAUUUCUGGAAUCAAAAGUGAAUGUCUGUUCACUUGCUUAUCAGUUCAAUCUAUGCAGCUUAGACUGACCUGCGAAGAUCGAAUUGAUCCAGCCUCAGGCUUUUUGACUAUCUGUGCGUAGCCCAUGACAAGGACAGACCUGCUGUGCAUUUAGGCAAUGUUAAGGGCAUGACACAAGUCCUAAUUCAGAGAUGAGGCUGACUGUCUUUCACAGACACUUUGUGUCUAGGUGCUGUAGGCAGAGGACAUGUACUGUACCAUACAUGUUAUAAUAGUGUUCUGCUGUUGCCUUAAAAGAUUCUCUCCUACGUGUGUCUACUUUGAGUGACCUGCUAGAGCCUCCCACAUGACACUUUCCAAGAUGGCAGCAGCAACUCUGCCCUGUAGUGAUAAAUUGCUUUUACCAUCUGCAUCACAGUGCUCCACUUCUCUCCUGGAAUGUCAUGGUGUUAUCUCGUGGAACGACACACUUUGAAAUAUUGCCCGGUGGUCCCAAUGGAGGGAGGACCACUUCCAUCUUGGAAAAAGCUGUGUACCAAGUGUUCUUUAAUGCUCCCAUGUUUAAAAUAUUAGUCUUAUGUGGUGCUUGUGAGGUGUGGGAAUCUUGGAAGUAAAUUAAGGGUAGCCCCAAGUGAUUCACCACUGCCACUGCAAGAGUGAAACCCAAUUGUGACUCUAAAUUAAGAUAUUCAGGAGUUGCUGGUGAUUUGGGGUGCCUAACUUGAGAUGUCCGUCAAGAUUCUGGUUUUCAGGAAAUUCUGAAUACCCGUCCUCUGAACAUCAGCUGACUUGAAAAUAGUUCAAGCUGAACACCUUCAAAUUGUGACAGCCCAAGCCAUAGUCCGUUUUGCAAAUCUUGGCCAAAACUAUGAUUAUCUGAGGUCCAGUGUGGUGGGACACUGUUGGCACUAGCAGCAUUAGCUGGCUUAACUGGGAGGGGGAAAUCGGACUCUAUGAUGAUAGCCCUUCCUCACACCAGCUGAGGAAGUGAACGUGUGCCAGGCAGCCCUUCCUUUCUAAAGACAAGGCAGUGGCUACACUCUUUUUGUGAACUUCAGCGCUGUGCAGAAAGACGACACAAGACUUCCUAAACCCAACUUCAGCUCUGAAUACUGUGGGUUUUACAUGUCGCAGACCUCAUGCUGUCUCCCUCUGCUUGGGGAUUUCCACCAUUGGGAAAGCAUUUUGCCUCCAUGAGGCCCAGUGCCUCCUUGACAUCUUGAUUGGGGUCCCUCUCUUCCACCCCUUGUGACAGGCCAUUUCUUUGUAGGGCUGGAGCGUUGUGCCUUAUAUAGGAAAAACAAAGUGUUCUUGUGUCUAAUUAAGCAGAGAGAAAUUCUGCUCUCAGUUACCCAGAUUUCUUCAGCAACAGAAUUUCAACAAGCCUUUUAACAAAUGCAGGAUAUUUAAAAUGAAUAGUGACUUUGCUUAAAGCAGCCUACCCUUGUCUCUGCUUCGAACACAGAAGCUUGACAUAUGCACCAGUCUGGGCCGACACAACAGUCCCCUUUCAACUCCGCACACCUUAAGAAUCAAAGGGAAAAGUUAGACUUAUAAACAAAUAGACUUAUAUCCUUGUUUAUUUUGCUUCUGUUGCAGAUUAAACAUGGCCUUAUAUGUCAUUUUUUGUGUGAUAUCUUUAAAAUUGUAUGGACAAUCUUUGUACAGUCAGCCCUUUUAAAGUUAAAGCUUUAUCAGACAUUUGCAAAUAAAAAGUGUGAUAUUAUUUACAAA
This is a messenger RNA of Alligator mississippiensis (American alligator), 7744 nucleotides long. RefSeq names its product fibroblast growth factor receptor like 1 (gene FGFRL1). Gene Ontology annotation, molecular function: fibroblast growth factor binding; fibroblast growth factor receptor activity. The record is from RefSeq and is a predicted model, not a curated record. Gene Ontology annotation, cellular component: plasma membrane. NCBI's taxonomy places the organism in Eukaryota, Metazoa, Chordata, Crocodylia, Alligatoridae. Bases 388 to 1851 code for a protein of 487 amino acids. The transcript has 7 exons.